CUAUAGAAGUCUAGAAAGGAAAAAAAUGAAUUAGCACAUAUCAAGUAUAAAGAAUAGUUUGAUGUUUCUUGACAUAGAUUAUAAUAGUUAAAUUUCAGUCUCCUAUCAUCAAAUCAACAGUUUUGACUUUAUAUAUUUUAAAUGAUUAUACAACUUUUUUUGAACAGCUCAUAUUAAUAAAUUCAUUCUAUAUAAAAAAGAAAUAUUUGAUCUUUUCUAAUAUUAAUAUUAUGACAUCUGCUUUUAUAAUUCUCAUUUCUGGACAUUUCUAAGUGUUCAUUGAAACAUUUAUAUUGAUCAAAGACUUUAUUCUAUGAACAAUAUAUAUAUAUAGAUAUGAUUAUAGGAAUAGAAUAUAUACAUUCCUUAAGCUGAACACUGAGUAGUGUGUGAAGCUAUAGACCCGUAAUAAAAAAAUUCAAAGAAAAAAGCAUCCUUAUUAAUACGAGAUUAUUCAGCAUACAACUUACUUUUUUUCUAUAAAAGGUUUUUUUAUCCUUAUUAUCUCUUUCGAAAGUUAUUAUCACAUUCUUACAUACAUUGCAAGAGAUUUACUCAACUAGAGUAUCUUUAUAAUAUUAACAAACAGUUUGCUACCUUGACAAAAAAAACUACAUAUUUUGCUUUUAGAUAAUUAAUUUUAAUUCAAAUGUCAUUUUAAUAUUCUAUUAAUAUUCUUUUUGUUCCUCAUCAUUCCGAAUCCAUCAGUAAACCUGAUACAAAUAUAAAAUUUAUCUCAUUCUUCCUUUCAAAAAAAAAAAAGAAGCAGCAAGUAAUUAUAAUGUCACGAAGCCGACGUAUUGCUUGACUGUAAGAGAAGAAAAAAAAGAAGAAGAGCAAUGUGAGCGGCACUUUGAGAUAUUGAAUAACACAAUACAAUCUUUUGCAAACACUGUAACUCGUUACUUUGACGUGAACUAUUAGUACAACAUCCACCGAAGCAAAAGAAAAUAAUGUUGUUCAUUCAGCAAUAUUAUAAAACAAUCUGUUUAAUAUUUUUUACAUUUGUUUUUCUCUUAAUAAAUUAUUCAUAUGAUUUUAAAAAGUAUUACCUAUUACAUCCAUUUCAACCAAUCCAGUCAAUUCCACCAUUGGAUCAAUCUUUAUUAUUUCAUAUAAAUGGUAGUAUAAAAUCUAUAGGUAAAGCGUCUCCAAUCUAUAUUAUUAAUUUACCAUCUCGUCCCGAUCGACGCACCGAAUCUAUUGCACUGAUGCAGACAUUGAAUUUAGAAGCAUUUAUUGUUCCAGCUUAUUCCAUUCAUUCAACUGAGAUCCUUAGUCGAAAUAAAUAUCGUAAUAAACUACUUCUUAAAUUAACUGAAUUAGCUUGUUGGGCAAGUCAUAUGCGUGUAUGGUUAACUAUAGCUAAUAAUACACCUUGUCAAAAUAAUGCAUGGUCAAUUAUUGUUGAAGAUGAUAUAGAUCUUGAAAUUGAUACACCUCAAAUAAUGCAGUCAUUUUCACAUUCAAUAUGGAAUGAAGCUGAUUUAAUUUAUCUCGGUCAUUGUGCUAAUACACCUGGAAAACUUAUAGAUCAAUCAUCACAACAUAAUUAUCGUGUUCAUCAAGCUCUUCAUCCAAGUUGUACACAUGCAUAUGCAAUUCGAUCAGAUGCUGCUAGAAAACU
Messenger RNA from Adineta steineri, 1627 nucleotides. Lineage: Eukaryota; Metazoa; Rotifera; Eurotatoria; Adinetida; Adinetidae. The record is from the annotation of a GenBank genome assembly.